GUUGCUGCUGACGGCCCAGGACUUAUUCCUCACUGCCAGCAUGGAUCCCCAGAAGCCCCUGAGCACAUCCCCAGAGCAGAAGAACCCCUCAGAGAACAAAUGUGUGGAGCUGAAGCACAGCCCUGAGGAACAGGAGGAAGAGGAGGAAUAUGAGCAGGAAGAGGACACAGAGUUUGAGGAUGAGGAGGAGGGAGAAGAGAAGGAGGAGAAAGCUUAUGAGGAGGAGGACAUGAACUAUGGUGAGGAUGAGGAUGAGUAUGAUGAUAACGACAAUGAUGAGGAGGAGGAUGAGGAGGAUAGUGAAGAGGAUGAUGAGGACAAGAAAGAUAACAGUGUGGAGGCCAGCGCUGUGAUACACAAGGGUCAGAAUCAGUGCCCCAAUGAGAGUUUCAGCCACAGCUCUGACCUCAGCCAGCACCUCUGUGACCACCACUCCAAGGGUGAUGAGCUGUGCAGUGGUGAGGAGAACCCACCAGACCCCCUGGUCAUCCCCAAUGCCUGUGAUGAGGGCCAGGGGAAAUUCAGCCAGCACUUGAACCUAAUGAGACACACGCAGACCGGUAGCAGCAAGAGCCUCUACAUCUGCAGCAACUGUGGCAAGAGCUUCUCCCACAAGUUCCACCUCACCCAGCACCACUGCACCCACAUUAGGCAAAAGCCGUAUGUCCGUGGUGACUGCAGUGAGAGCUUCUCCAACAAGUCCAGCCUCACCCAUCGCAGACGGACCCACACUGGGGAGAAGCCGUAUACCUGUGACACCUGCAGCAAGAGCUUCUCCAGCAUGUCCAUCCUUAGCCGCCAUCACCGCACCCAUACUGGGGAGAGACCCUAUGUCUGUGACAAGUGCAGCAAGAGCUUCUCCGACCAGUCCAUCCUCAGACAGCACCAUCGCAUCCACACUGGUGAGAGACCCUAUAUCUGUGACAAGUGCAGCAAGAGCUUCAGUCAGAGCUCGGCACUUACCAGGCACCGCCGCACCCACACUGGGGAGAAGCCCUUUGCCUGUGACAAGUGCAGCAAGAGCUUCUCCGACCAGUCCAUGCUCAGACAGCACCAUCGCAUCCACACUGGUGAGAGACCCUAUAUCUGUGACAAGUGCAGCAAGAGCUUCAGUCAGAUCUCCACACUGAAUGUGCAUCGCCGCACCCACACCAGGGAGAGAUCCUAUGUCUGUGACAAGUGCAGCAGAACCUUCAACCACAAGUCCACCCUCACCCAGCACCGCCGCACCCACACCGGGGAGAGACCCUAUGUCUGUGACAAGUGCAGCAGGACCUUCAACUACAAGUCCACCCUCACCAGGCACCGCCACACCCACACCGGGGAGAGACCCUAUGUCUGUGACAAGUGCAGCAGGACCUUCAGCCUCAAGUCCACCCUCACCAGGCACUGCCGCACCCACACUGGGGAGAAGCCGUAUGUUUGUGGUGACUGCGGUGAGAGAUUCACCCAAACGGCACAUCUUGCCCGGCACAUGAAGGCCCACACUGGUGAGAAGCCCUUUGCCUGA
Molecule: messenger RNA, 1510 nt
Organism: Merops nubicus (carmine bee-eater)
Lineage: Eukaryota; Metazoa; Chordata; Aves; Coraciiformes; Meropidae
Product: zinc finger protein 501-like
Exons: 3
Cellular component (GO): nucleus
Source: RefSeq, a predicted model, not a curated record